CAUCCAUUUCAUUAGUUUUCCAACUUGGUAUCAGAGCAAAGACGACAAUGGCGACCUUUCCAAUCCUUUGUACUUCGGCGUCCUCGCCUCUUUUCUCCCCCAUCAUUCCUAGUCCUUCAUCUUCUGUGAGUGCACCUAUGUUUUCAUCUUCCACUGUCAUCCCUACAUCUUCUUCUAUGAUUCCGUCUAUUAGAGGUCCUAUUGCUGUUCAAACAAAAACAACCUCUUCUGAAUAGUCUCAAUCAAGCUGGAUCGAUCCAACUAUCUUUUAUGGCAUAAUUUUGUUCAGUCAGUGCUUCGAGCACAUCGUCUGGAAGGAUUUAUUAUGGGUAUGAAAUCCUCUCUUUGAUGAUUGGUACGCCACCGACCAACUCGUUUAUAGUUGGCUUGUUAGGUCAAUGAUAUCCAAUAUUUCUUCACAAGUUCUUCAUUUCAAGACUACAGCUUAGAUUUGGCAUGCUGUUACUAAUCUUGCUUGUGUUAAUACAUGAUCGCGUUUAACAUUGUUGAAAAUCGAGUUUGAACAAACUAGGAAAGGAACUAUGUGAAUGGAAGAAUACCUCAAUAAAAUGAAGAUGAUCUCAGAUAAUUUAGCUCUUGUAGGAGCCCCUAUUCCAGUACCUGAUUUGAUUAUGCAAACCUUAGCUAGACUUGACCAUGAUUAUAUACCUAUGGUUGUUCAUUUAGCUAACCAAGAAAACUUGACUUGGAUUGCUCUUCAAUCCAAAAUUCUUACUUAUGAACGUCAUCUUGAGCACCUGAAUAGUGUUCAUUCAGUUAGUGAACCCUUUGCUGGUCUAUCUUUUCGGUCUGAUCUUUCUUCAAGUUCUUUACAGGGUUCGAAUGGGGGUCGAUCACAAUGGCGUGGCAGAGGAAGAGCUGAGACUGUUCAGGACCCUGCAUGGUAUUUAGACAGUGGUGCUUCUAAUCAUGUGACUAAUCAGUUGCCCCCAUCAGUUUCUAGUCAGUCAAAUAGCUCAGGAUCUGAAAACCAGCAAGGUGCUGGUUAAAGGAUACAUAUGUGAUGGGCUAGGUUGCAUAGAUACGGGUACAAGUAUCCGAUACGAUACAGGAUGAUACGAGAAUAUAGGAAAUUUUCAAAAUUUUAGGAUACAGACUUCUGAAACACGAGAUGAUACCUUACAGGUUGAAGAUACCUCAUCACUUAAUGAAACAAUGCCGUCUGAUUCACUCUACAAUACUUCUUCAUGUGAUUUACAAGAUCUACAAAUAACGGACUCCAUGCCCAAUACUGAUCAAACCGAAAUUAAUUCAUCAUCAUCCAACCCAUUAGAGUCUCAGAAUUUCAGUCACUCAGCUGCUCUCUCUUCAAAUGAAUCAUCAGGUUCUCUAGCACAGGGUUCUCCUAUUAUUGCUGCUCAUAAUAAUCAUCCCAUGAUUACUCGAUCUAAGAGUAGGAUUUUUAAACCAAGGACACCUUUUAUUGGAUAUCUUUAGAAAGAUGCCUUCUGUCUUCAUGUUGAACCACAUAUUGUACAUCAAUCUUUAAAACUUGAUCAUUGGAAGAAAGCUAUGGAAACUGAAUAUCUUGCUUUAUUACAUAAUGACACAUGGGAUUUGGUUCCAUGACAUCCUUCCUUCAACAUUGUAGGCUGUCAAUGGAUUUUCAAAAACCAAAUUCAAUCCUGAUAACACUGUGGAGAGGUAUAAAGCUUGUUUGGUUGCAAAAGGCUAUCUUCAAGCUCUUGGUAUUGAUUAUGGAGAGACUUUCAGUCCUGUUAUAAAGCCUUCAACAAUUCGUGUGAUACUGACACUGGCUACUUUGAAGAACUAGAAUGUUUGUCAACUAGAUAUUAAUAAUUCCUUUUUGAAUGGAUACUUAAAGGAAACAGUUUAUAUGGCUCAACCAGAGGGUUUUGGGCAUUCUAGUAAACCCACACAUAUCUGUCGUUUGAAGAGAGCUCUUUAUGGUUUGAAACAGGCGCCAUGUGCAUGGUUUGAUCAGCUGAAAAAUGUCUUAUUAUCAUGGAACUUCAAAAAUAGUGAGUGAUACUUCCAUGUUUUUCUUUCAAAAUGAUGCACAGAUUUUGAUAAUAUUGAUUUAUGUGGAUGAUAUUCUUGUUACUGGAAGUCACUCAAGGAGCAUGCAUUAGUUUAUUCUUAAACUCAAUGACAUAUUUUCUUUAAAAGAUUUAGGACCGAUUCAUUACUUUCUUGGAAUAGAAAUCACUAGAGAUGCUACUGGUUUUUAUUUAAAUCAAGGCAAAUAUAUUUUUGAUUUAUUUGAGCAGCUGCAUAUGGGCACUAUGUCAGCUAGUAAGACGUCAAUGGUGACUGGUCAUACUCUAUCCAAACAUGAUAGUGUAUUAAUUGAUGAUGUUACUCUUUAUCGGAAAGCUGUUGGAUCUCUGCAAUAUUUAGCUCAAACACGUCCAGACAUAGCUUUUGCGGUGGGCAAACUGAGUCAGUUUUUAUCUGCUCCUAUGCUUUUACAGUGGAAAGCUGUCAAGCAUCUACUUCGAUAUUUACAGGGAACAAUUAAUCUUGGACUUCAUAUCAAGAAGUCUAGUUGUCUUGAUUUGGUUGCCUAUUCUGAUGUAGACUGGGCUUCAUGUCUUGAUGAUCGACGUUCAACAGGGGGUUAUUUAGUGUACUAUGGUGAUUCUUUGGUUGCAUGGUCAUCUAAGAAGCAAUCAGUUGUAGCUCGGUCCAGUGCUGAGUCCGAAUAUAAGGCUUUAGCCCAUACAUCUUCUGAGAUUUUAUGGCUUCAUUCUCUAUUUGCUGAACUUGGGAUUCAUCAUCAUCUACCCUCUGUUAUUUGGCGUGAUAAUGUUAGUGCAGCUGCCCUUGCUUCUAAUCCUAUAUUUCAUGCGAGAACAAAACAUUUUGAAGUGGGUUUGCAUUUUGUUUGAGAUUUAGUUGCAUCCAACAAGAUUGCUAUUCAGUUUGUUCCUUCAGAAGAUCGAGUUGCAGGUUUGUUAACUAAACCAUUGCCUUCAACAUGAUAUGUUCUGCUUCAUAACAAACUUGGGCUUUUUCUAGUCGCUGCCAGUUUGCGGGGGGAAUGAUAAAGUAUUAAAGUGUCAGCCCAAGUCCACCAGUGUCAAGCAGAAAUAGAAUAUGAAGCCCAUAUGAUUUGUUAUCUAUUUUCACUGAUUGUAUUUUGAUUUAUUCUUUAUUGUUUAUUCUUUGUAUAAGGGCUGACGUGUCCAUCUCAUUAUAACGGUUUCCACUUUAUAGUGAUGAAGGCACUGUGCGUCUCACACAUGGUGAGAGCUAUUCAUCCAUUUCAUUAGUUUUCCAACUGUUUGAAAUAGUUGUUAAAUGGAAUGGACAAUAAUUAAUUGUAUUUAUAAGAUACGUUUUUCAGUGGUCU
This is a messenger RNA of Prosopis cineraria, 3337 nucleotides long. Its product is annotated as secreted RxLR effector protein 161-like. The coding region runs from base 549 to 1010 and encodes 153 amino acids. NCBI's taxonomy places the organism in Eukaryota, Viridiplantae, Streptophyta, Magnoliopsida, Fabales, Fabaceae. The transcript has 4 exons. The record is from RefSeq and is a predicted model, not a curated record.